Molecule: messenger RNA, 1035 nt
Organism: Amoebophrya sp. A120
Lineage: Eukaryota; Dinophyceae; Syndiniales; Amoebophryaceae
Source: the annotation of a GenBank genome assembly
AUGAGCGCGGAUAUUAAAGAUGCUUCCAUGUCUUCGCCCCGCAGUAUCCUCUUUCUGGAUGUGGACGGCGUGCUACACCCACUGGGAGAGAACCACUUGCCAGUCGGCGCCACGGCGGCAGAACUGAUCCAUCGGGACGAAAACCUCCAGGAGUCCUGGCCAGUUUUGGAAGGAAAGGAGUUGCUCGCGACACAUCUGGAAAGAUUGGCGAAGAUCGUGCGUUUAGAUGAUAUUGAUGCGGCGCGCUGUGGAAAAAGAACGCGUACGUCUAGUACGGGAGCACCUACAACUUCUGUGCAGCACCAAAGAGUCGAGAUCGUCCUCACGUCGACGUGGCGCGAAAAACCGGGCUCGCUGAACUGCGUGAGGAAAGCGUUGGAACAGUUCAGUUUAAAGAUCGCUGACGUUACUCCGAUUCACAGUGGCGGGAACGUGCUCAGCCGGCCGGGAGAGAUCGAGGCGUGGCUCGCGGCGAAUCGGGUUGAUUUGGGAAGGGAUUUUGUCGUCAUCGUGGACGAUGCGGAUUUGAAGUUUGCGGACGAAGCUUUGGAAGCGCGGUUUUUAAAGAUCGAGAAAGCAACAGGCUUGACAGACGCAGAUGUUGAGAAGGCUCUAGCAAUGUUUGGGGCUGUGAAAUAAUGAAAUAUGAUCCGGAAUAAGGUCCUCCUCCUCCUCUCUUUCGAGGUUUAGAUAGAACUCAUUGUCGUUUCAAAGACUGGACCUUGCUUUUUUAGAAGAUGUGGCCUGCCGGUGGUCGUUGCUCAUGCUCAAUAAGAAGGAUCAAAGUAAAGUACUUGCAUAGUGCCAGUGGAAAAAAUCUAAAUCACGGCGAACAACAGAUCAAAACUUGGAAAACUUCCUUCUCAAAAGCCAAGAUGAAGAUAGCCAAUCUUGAUUUUCGAAACCGCAGCAUUGAAACGAAAUCGGAAUGUAUAUGCUCUCAUGCCAUCAAGCUGUGGUCGCCAAUUUUUUGAUCCAGACGAGCAUUUGAAAUUUAAAGAUCAAAGCGCAAAGUGAUCUGCCGCUCUAGAAGUA